Molecule: messenger RNA, 1152 nt
Organism: Lachnellula hyalina
Lineage: Eukaryota; Fungi; Ascomycota; Leotiomycetes; Helotiales; Lachnaceae
Gene: manF
Product: putative mannan endo-1,4-beta-mannosidase F
Exons: 4
Coding region: 1-1152 (383 amino acids)
Molecular function (GO): hydrolase activity, hydrolyzing O-glycosyl compounds
Source: RefSeq, a predicted model, not a curated record
AUGAAGUUUUCAUUCAGUCUUGUCGUUGGCCUCGGAGCCUCAUGUUUGAGCGCUUCUGCCAUCGAGAAACGGAACUCCUCGAAGUCUUGGGCCGGGUCAAACAACUACUACCUUCACGCCUUACACCCAGAAGAACAGACUACCUACAUAGAUGCUCUGAAGGGCUUUGGUACAAAGGUCGUGCGACUCUGGGUAACUGGAGGCUCUGACGGCUGCGCCAAAUCCUCGAGCACCCAAUCCGUCCCUGUCUACGAGAGUACCUUCGGUGACUACCAAACCAGCACACUAGCUGCUCUCGACUCCGUGUUAUCCCAACUGCACGCUGCAGGCAUCAAAGCCAUCAUCUCUCCCCAUGACGCCAACCUCCUUCCCCCAGCCGGCUCCUCCACAGGCUACAACGGCAUCGAUAUCUACGGAAAAACCUACGGCUCCUCAGAUAGCUUCUAUAGCAGCGCCGACGCAAAGGCAAAAUACGAUGCCAGACUCGCCAGUAUCUUGAAUUACAAGAGCCCGGCGUUCGGCAAAGCAUGGAAGGAUCUCUCCGAAGUCAUCAUGGCAUUCGAUCUCCAGAAUGAACCUAUGAUCGCUAGCAAAGACAAGCUAGCUAACAACGACCCCGACGAUUGGCUCUGUGGCCGCGCAAACAACAUGAAGACGAUUCUUGGCACAUCCGCGGUAAAAAUAGCAACCGGUGGUAUCGGCGGCUCGGAAUACUCAGGCCACGAAUACAACAUCAUUGAUAAAGCGCUCAAGUGCUCAGCCAUCGACAUCCUCUCCUUGCACGGCUACAUGACGCAAGCCUCGCAAUGGGCAGCCUAUGUGCCCAAGCUAGCGGACCAAGCAGCGGCACAGGGGAAGAAGGUUAUGGUCGAGGAGUGGGGCGUAGGAACUGGUUCAAAUUAUGAUAGUGUUGCGAAGCAAGCGGCUGUUUUCAACAACGCUGGCGUGCCUUGGCUGUACUGGAUGGUUAUCCCGGGCAAGAGCGUGGACCAGACUUGCAAUGGGGAGACAUGCUGUCACCAGGGGCUCUCGACGGAUCAAAGUGAAGCCUUUGAGGUUGGCAUCUCGAGUUCAAGAGCAGACUUCAAAACGCUGUUUGGGAAUGCGAAUGCGGCGUCUGGAUACCAGGAUUGGACUGGCUUUGUGUAUUGA